This is a messenger RNA of Gavia stellata (red-throated loon), 723 nucleotides long. RefSeq names its product transcription factor p65-like. The record is from RefSeq and is a predicted model, not a curated record. NCBI's taxonomy places the organism in Eukaryota, Metazoa, Chordata, Aves, Gaviiformes, Gaviidae.
AUGACUGGAGGUGACUGGGAGGGGACCUGCAGGUGCAUCGAGGAGAAGCGCAAGCGCACCCGCGAGACCUGCUCCUUCGUCCAGCGCAGCCCCCUGCCCGGCCCGGCCCCCUCCGAGCCCCGGCCCCCCCGGCGCAUCGCGGUGCCCUCCCGGCCCCCCCGGCCCCCCACUCUCCCCCCAGCCCCCCCCUUCUCUUUCGGGGGGGCAGGGGGGCUGUUGGGGGGCCCCCCCCCCGAACCGGAGCCGCUGGCCGAGGCCCUUCUGCAGCUGCAGUUCGAAGAGGGGCCCCCCCCGGGAAGGGGGGGCAGCGGGGGGGGGGGCACCUCCCCUUUGGAUUUAGGGGCGCUCCUGGGGGACCCCCCUUUCCCCCCCCUCGAUACCAUCAACGCCGCCGACGUCCAACGUUUGCUGGGCCCCCCGGAGCCCCCCCCAGCUUUUGGGGAUCCCCCCCCUGAUUUUGGAGGGGGGGCUUCUGAUUUUGGGGGCCCCCCAGAUUUUGGGGCCCCCCCCAUGCUGUUGUCGUACCCCGAAGCCAUCGCUCGGCUGGUGCAGAGUCAGCCCCCGGGGGGGGGCCCCGAAAUUGGAGGGGGUCCCCAGUUGGGCGGGGGGGCUGAGUUGGGGGGGGGCCCCGAUUUGGGGGGUGGGGGGGCCCCCGAGGACUCGCUGCCUUCCCUGGGGGACCUGGACUUCAGUGCCUUCCUCAGCCAGUUCCCCUCCUCCUAA